Molecule: messenger RNA, 2304 nt
Organism: Caenorhabditis elegans
Lineage: Eukaryota; Metazoa; Nematoda; Chromadorea; Rhabditida; Rhabditidae
Gene: alh-4
Product: Aldehyde dehydrogenase
Exons: 7
Coding region: 9-1493 (494 amino acids)
Biological process (GO): aldehyde metabolic process
Molecular function (GO): oxidoreductase activity; oxidoreductase activity, acting on the aldehyde or oxo group of donors, NAD or NADP as acceptor
Source: RefSeq, marked reviewed
UUUCAGAAAUGGCAUUCACCGAACUAGUGGAAACCCAACGCAAGUACUUCCGUACAGGAGAGACAAAACCAGUCAAAUUCAGAAAACAACAACUUCUGAAACUUAAAAAGUUUAUCGAGGAGAACCGCGAGGCUUUGUCAGAAGCUGUUUGGAAGGAUUUGAGAAGACGCCAUGAAUCCACUGAAAUUCUAGAAAUCGGAAUGACCAUUCAAGAGAUUGACUAUUUCUUGAAGAACAUUGAUGACUGGGUGAAGCCAACCCACGUUGAGAAGACCUUCACAACUGCUCUCGAUAAGCCAGUAAUUGAGAAAGAUCCAAAAGGAGUUGUACUCAUCAUCUCCCCAUGGAACUAUCCGGUCUCUAUGAUCCUUCUCCCAAUGGUUCCAGCAAUUGCCGCCGGAAAUACAGUUGUGAUCAAACCAUCCGAACUGUCCGAAAAUGUUGCCGCAACUUUUGAGAAGCUCAUUCCAAAGUAUUUCGAGUCAAAAUACGUGACUGUCGUGAACGGAGGUAUCCCAGAGACUACCGAUUUGCUCAAAGAGCGAUUCGAUCAUAUUCUAUACACCGGAUGCCCACCAGUUGCCAAAAUUAUUAUGACAGCAGCUGCAAAGCAUUUGACACCAGUCACAUUGGAAUUGGGAGGCAAAUGCCCGGUCGUUGUUGAAGAUGAUGCUGACAUUGAUAUUUCUGCUAAAAGAAUCGCUUGGGGAAAAUGGCUGAACUGCGGACAAACUUGUCUGGCACCAGACUACAUUCUUGUGAAUAGCACUGUGAAGCCGAAGCUUGUUGCCGCAAUCCGCAAAUAUGUGAACGAAUUUUAUGGCGAGGAUGUGAAAGCAAGCAAGGAUUACGCGAGAAUGAUCAAUCAGAGACAUUUCGAUCGCAUCUCUGGGCUUCUCGAUAAAACUCAAGGAGCUGUUCUUAUCGGUGGAGAACGUGAUCGUGCAGAUCUCUACAUCCCUCCAACUGUCCUUGACGUUGAGAAAUCUGAUCCAUUCAUGCAUGAUGAGAUUUUUGGUCCAGUCCUGCCCAUCAUCACUGUCCAGUCUUUCUCGGAGUCGCUUGAGUACAUUGCUGAUGGAGAGAAGCCUCUGGCUGCUUACAUUUUCACAAGAAAUGAAGCUAAAGUUAAACGCCUUUUGAAUGAGACUAGCAGUGGUGGUGUGACUGUUAACGAUGUGUUGAUGCACAUUACUGUUGAUACUCUCCCGUUCGGAGGAGUAGGUGUCUCUGGAAUGGGACGUUACCGUGGAAAGUAUGGAUUUGACACAUUCACCCAUGAAAAGUCUGUGCUUCACAGAGGAUUCUUCGGAGAAUCUCUUUUAGCAGCUCGUUACCCGCCACUAAGCCAACAAAAGCUCGAUCAAAUGCGACGCCUCACGGGAAAACGAAUCUCUCUGAAUCUGAUGAAUGUUGCGACUCUUCCUAUCGUAAUGGCCUCAUUCGUUUUUGGAAUGCUCUUCCAGGUAUGCAGAGGAAAAUCAGCUCAAUAGAUUCUCACACAGUCAGCACCUGCUUCACUAGAUUAAUUCACAAAUCGCAGUACAAUUUUUCAGAAAUGUUCUAGAAAUGUACAGGAUGAUUAAUUACUGCGAAAAUACGUGAUAUUUAGCUUAUCAUAUUCACAUAUUUUUGUUGCUUUCCAAUUUGCCUCACUAACUUAUGUCCAAACAUCUAACAAUAAACUAUUCAAAUCAGUUAUUGUACGGAUAUUUCCCGUUUGUAACCUCCAAAGGCUCCUUAUGUUUCGAAGGUCCUUCACAUCCUUUGUUUUUAUGCUUCAGCUAACUAGUACCAAUUCGAUAACAAAUAAAUACAGAAAAAAUAAUACUAGUUUCAGUUCAUUUUCCGCUUCUCGGCAUAAAAUCGAGACAUGCUGGUGGAGGUGGCAAACGCGAAAUGGCGUACAGUAGGCUCGGUGUUUGCGGACUAGUCGUGCGGUCAAUGUUCACUCUUACGUACUUUCACACCACUAUUCUUCUUCCGUCUCGCCCUAUUUUUUAACUUCUUUUUUUUUUCACAAAUUCCUAGUCAAUUUUUUCACCGGAUCUUCUAAUCAUUCCAUAAACUCUAGUCCAUAACCAAUUCCCGCAUGAAAAGUGUCCCCAAAUAUUAAAAAUUCGUGUAGUUUCAAUUUAAAGCAAUAAUUUUAUUAAUUUUCAUUCCCGAUAUUUUCAGAAAUAUGCUCGCAAUCUUCAUUGAUCCGCCAAACGUUCAUUUUCAUUUUUUUUUUAAAUUUUCCUCCCCUCUCUUGAGUAUGUUUAUUUUUGUAAAUAUUUUAAUAAAUCAUUGUUUUGUGGAAUU